Messenger RNA from Blepharisma stoltei, 4698 nucleotides. The record is from the annotation of a GenBank genome assembly. NCBI's taxonomy places the organism in Eukaryota, Ciliophora, Heterotrichea, Heterotrichida, Blepharismidae.
AUGAUUAUGAAGCUUUUUGUUUUUAUAGUCACUUUAAUUGCUUCAGAAGAAUUUUUGAAAGAAUUCGGAACUAUUUACUUAACAGUCAAUGAAUCAAAGACACUAAAGCUUCAUGAUUAUUACUCCUUCAAUGAAAUAGACUUCUAUAUAUCAAACACAAACAUGACUGAAAAUGAUAUAAAAUUGAAGCACAACUCAUCUUUAAAUUUAAUUUCACACAUUCCAUCGAAAGUUGCAAAGAGUUCUCAGUGUAGUACUAAAAUAAGUAAAAGAUUUGCUUUUAUUAACUUAUUAGAAGGUAUUUUUUUUACUCGAUACUUUGGUAAUGAAAUUUUUGGCUACUUUUUAGAUAAAAACACUGAAAAAUUAGAAGAGCUUUGAAAAAUAAGCAUAAAUCAAAACACAAUUUAUCAAGUGACUAUAAUUCGUGAAACUUUUUAUUAUCUGAUUUUAGCGACAAAAAACACUCUACAAGAAAACGAAAUAUAUGUCAUAAGUAUUGAAGAAAUGAGAAAGCCUGGAAUACCCUUCAAAUUAGAACUUUGGGAUAUCAAAUAUUUAGAAGAGUUAAAAAUAUCAACUGUAAGUCCAGCAAAGCGCGUUAUGGCUAUAUUUGGGCGAUUUAAAAGUGGAAGACAAAUAGUAUUUUUAUAUAAUGUUUCAUAUUCAAAAUCUGUUCAUUUGAUUUAUUCGUUUGACUACUAUAUAGGCUCAGGAGAUCAUGAAAAUGCUGAUCUUAACAUCGUUGGAAUUAUUUUAAUUCAUUCUAAACUGUUAUUAUUGGACUCAAAAUUGGGAUUAUUUAUAUAUGAUUUUCUUCCACAGUAUUUGAAUUUCCAUUAUAGUAGUUUCAUUGAUUUGAGAAAAUAUGGAACAUCUUAUAGUAUGCAUCUAACCGAGAAUAAUAAGAAUUCUCUGCCUUUAACUGUUUCCACAGACAUUGGAGUUGUAUUUAUUUCGCAGUAUAGCUCAAAUAUUGAAUUUCAUUGGAUUAAUACAUAUGACGCAUUUGGCUUUCUGGCAUCGAUUCAGUAUGCUAUAAGUCAACCUAAUUGAAUGUUUUCACAAGCAGAAAUAAAUACACAGCGCAAUAUUACCCAUAAUUUAAGAUUAAAUAAGGUAAACCCUAUCUUAGGAUGGUAAUUUGUGUGAAGUCCAUAAUUCCUAUUAUUUAAUGGUUUAUGAGGCUUCUGAAAUAUGAAACAGACAUUCAUACCAAAAUAUAGUGAAUUUCAAUCUGGAUAAUAUUAUUGGAGAAAGUUUCGAUCCAUAUGGUGAGUGAAUGAUUUGUAUAUUCAAAAACAAAAAGUUUUAUAUAAGAAAUGACUAUGAUGGAAUUAAGCUCUUUUUACUUGAAGCUGAGGAUUGAAGUAUGGAAAUAUGAGGAAACCACUCAUAUUAUAUUGAAAUUAUUGGAAAAUCUAAUCACAAAGCAAAAAAAGGAGUUAAAAAGUCUCUUAAUGUUAUAUCGCUACCUAUUGGCUCUUAUGAAAUUUAUAAGAAUCCGAAUUAUCCAAGUCCAUUGCUGAUGGAAAUAUACAUAGACUAUGAAUAUCAUACCGAAAUCCAGCUUAGUUCUAUGUUUUCUGGACCCAAUCUCAUUUAUUCUAUAGAAAAUAUAAAUAUGCCAGACAAUUUUUUCGCUAAUUUUUCUAUUUCAGAAAGCAAAAUUCUGGUCAAUGAAAUUAUUUUGCCGAAAAAUGUAGAAAUGAUCAGGCUUGAUAUUGAUCACAAAUCCAUUGCCUAUAAUAUUAAAAAUGAAAUUUUCUUUUCUAAUUUGGAUAAUAUGAAUCGAAUUACAGUUUUAUCAAAUCAUUCAAAUGUAUAUAAUUUUUUAUUAGUUAUUGCCUAUCCUACUAUGAUUGCUGUAUUUGAAACUGAAAAUUCAGCUAGCAUAAUAUCUCUAUGUUCAAUUUAUUCAGAGUUUGAAGAAGAAAUAUUAUGUCGCAAAACAUAUUUGAAGACAAUAUGCAAUUUUACCAAUUAUUUGCGCUUAGGGGCCCUCUAUAUCAUAUGCGCAGAUCACGAAUCAAUAUAUAUUUAUAAUGUUGAAAAUGAAAUGCAUGAAGAGAUAAUUAUAAAUAAGGAGCUAUUAAAUCUUCGAGAAAAUCUAUCUAUUAUUGAUAUCAAAUCGUUCGGAAAUAUUCAGGCAUAUCUUCUUAAAUUACGUAUUUCCAUACAUUGCAAUUAUGGAAUCAUUCUUGUUGAAAUAGGUUUACCUGGUUGAGAUGUAAAUUAUAAAAUUAUUAAUAAUUUUUCAGGAAAAAUUGAAGCAAUAGCAUCAUCUUUAGACUAUAUAUAUAUCGCUUUUUCUGAUAGCACAAUAGGCAUUUAUGACGUAUUUCUUCAACAUAAAGUAACUUUAGGACCUCAUAUUUCUGGGGGUGUUAAAUAUAUAGAUUCAUCUUUGAAUAUAUUAUCUCUACAGAUUGGUAAUAGAAUUGCUAUAUAUGAUUGAAAUAAAUCAAUCCAUGACUCUUUGCUGCACAGUUUUACAAUAAAAGACUCGUGCAAAUUGAUAGCUAAUGGGUUAAUAUCAUUUAAAUCUCCAUAUAUCCCUAUUCUUUGUCAAUUUUCUGAUAAAAAUGUUAUGGAAUUGUAUCAACUUAAAUGCAACACAAAUAAAGUGCUUCAUGAUUGCUUUUCUCUUGCUUUCAUAAAUUUAAAAAUUAAUCAAAAUUCAUAUAUUGAGAAUGAAGAACAAGAAGGAUCAAUUUCAAUUUUUGCAAAAAAUGAAUAUUAUCAGUCGAAAUCUGAAAUAAAAUUUAUUUUUCACACAAAUGCAAGCCUUAGUGUAAUCUGGAUUGAUAACAGAAAAAUUGAGAAAAAUUUGAAAAUUCCAUACAAUAAAAAAGAAAAAAUUGAUUUAAGUGAAGUUUUUCACGGACAUGAUGCCAAAGUUUCUAUGUUGAUUAAUAAUAGAACCUAUGAAAAUACAGAUAAUAAUUAUUUUCCUGCAUAUUUUAGACAAAAUUUUGAAGAAAUUGUUUCAAUUCAACUGCCAACUUGUGACAAAUCUUCAGAUCAAGUUUUGGUAGGAAGUAAGCUAAUUGUGACUGCUGCGAGUGAAUUUAUUAUUUUUGAUACUAGUUAUGAGGCUCCAAAGGUUGAUGCAAUAUUAAAUUUUAAGGAUUAUAUUAAUGCAAAUAUUGCAAAUUGUAAAGAUUUAGAUGCAAUUCAAAUUGAUGAGAGCAUUAUUUUAAUAUUUAGUAUCUGUUUAUAUGGACAGAAUUUUACACUAUUCUGGAAUGAAAGAGAAACAUUGUUUUUUAAAAAUGGAAUAAAUAGUUUGCUGAUAAUUGAAUAUGAUUUUAUCAAGAAGAUUUCUUUAAAAACUAAAAUUUUAAAUUCAAUUCCCUCCUUCCUAGACGUAAAAGCUGUUAAAUUAAACAACCAUAGAUUUGAAAUAUUUUUAUACGAAUCAUUUAGCAAUGGCCUAAUUAAUCUUAACAAUUAUAUUCUCAGAUACAAGGGUACUUUAGAAGAAAAUGCUAUAUUAGUUGAAAAAUCUGAAAGAAUCGAUUUUUUCUCUCUAGAAAUUAGCGAAUUUUCUAUUAGCGCAAUAGAUUUCGUCCUUUCAAAAUUUGGUCCGCUUUACUUAUAUAUCAUUGACGAUUUAUAUGGAUUAGUGAUCAUACAAGUUUAUGAUACACUUCCAGCCAAAAUUGUUGGAGGCUUAAAGCACCCUGAUUCAAGUAAAUUCGCUUCUCUUUGCAUUUGCCAAAACAAUUUAUAUAUUGUAACUAGAACAAUAAAAUUAUAUGAAUAUUCUAUCAAUGAAACUUUAGAUAUAAAGCUCAUAAAAUCAUUUUAUCCAGGUCCAAAAUUAUCAAUCGAUUGUAUGAUGUAUAGCAAACUCUUAUUGUUCCAAGAAGACUGCAAAUAUAUCAUUUUCGCCAAUUUAGAUAUUAGUUAUGCGUUCUUGUAUGUAUGAUAUAGUGACCAAUAUUUUGACUUUUCAUUGAGAAAAAAUGAUGAUGUUUUAAAAUUUAAUGGUGUAUUUUUAAAAAAUAAUGCAAUUGCAUAUUUAGACACAUUGGAAUCAAAAUUAAAGAUAUAUUCCUUAAAUAGUAGAUUUAUUGAAAUUCCAGCAAUGAGUAAAGAAAAUUAUGAAAGCAUUGUGGAAAAAUGAGGGACUGACGAAUUCCAAAUUCAGCUGUGCAUGGAAAAUCUAGACCAAAAAGUAACUUCAGAAGUAAUGAUAUUGAAAAGGAGCAUAAAUGAAAACGAAUUUUUAGUUACUUGAUGAAUAUGACUUUUAAUUUGUUGUGCAGUAACUUUAGUUAUUGCUAUGUUUGCAUGUGUUUUUAAUAAAUAUAAAAAGCGCAAUAGCAGAAAGAUCAGCAUUAAAGAUGAAGGAGUAAUGAUUGAUUAGGAUUAUUUAAUUCAGGAGCUAGCCAUAUUGGUGACGCAGUCACUAAAGACCUCCCAUACGUGAGGUUCUACCAUUUUUCAACUCCAGCCCAGAGGGUCUAUAUACCUAACGGGCGCCACUCUCCUUAUGUCUUCAUUUCCAAUCACAGGAAAGCAGCCAAACCACUCUGAUACACAUCUUCAGAGGAUGCACUUUAUUCUUGACUCAGAGUCUGUCCCAGUACACCGCUUCCAUAAGGUUUGGACUAUUGCGCCAAGAGGGCAGGCAAGCAUUUGUUACCAUUUUAAUUUUAUAUAGGAUUGCUGAUGGAAGAAAUCAAAUAA